AUGGGCGCGCUGCUGUGGUGGGACCCGCUGCGGGCCGGCAGCUCGGAGGUGGACUGGUGUGAGGACAACUACACCAUCGUGCCUGCCAUCGCCGAGUUCUACAAUACGAUAAGCAACAUCUUGUUUUUCAUUUUACCACCCAUAUGUAUGUGCUUGUUCCGUCAAUACGCAAUCUGCUUCAACAGUGGAAUAUAUUUAAUAUGGAUUCUAUUAGUCGUGGUUGGAAUUGGAUCUGUUUAUUUUCAUGCUACCCUCAGUUUCUUGGGCCAGAUGCUGGAUGAGCUGGCUAUUCUCUGGGUUCUGAUGUGUGCUCUUGCCAUGUGGUUCCCUAGGAGAUACCUGCCCAGAGUUUUUAGAAAUGACAGGAGUCGGUUUAAAGCUGCUGUGGGUGUCUUGUCUGGAGUUACCACCUGCCUGGCCUUCAUUAAGCCUGCCAUUAACAACAUCUCGCUAAUGACGCUGGGAGUUCCCUGCACAGCUUUGCUCAUUGCUGAGUUGAAGAGGUGUGAAAACCUGCGUGUAUACAAACUGGGUCUCUUUUCAGGUCUUUGGUGGAUGCUAGCACUUUUCUGCUGGAUCAGUGACAAAGUGUUUUGUGAGAUCUGGUCCUCAUUUAACUUUCCCUAUUUGCACUGUGUAUGGCACAUUUUGAUUUGCCUUGCGGCUUAUCUAGGAUGUGUCUGCUUUGCUUACUUUGAUGCUGCCUCUGAGAUCCCUGAGCAGGGCCCUGUCAUAAAGUUCUGGCCCAGUGAAAGGUGGGCAUUCAUUGGAGUUCCCUAUGUCACCCUUCUCUGCGCACACAAAAAAACAUCUGUGAAGAUUACAUGAACUUGGAAGCCAUGGAAUGGGGAUGGAUUUUCAACUUAUAUUCCAUCACAGACAAUAUUUACAUAAUGAUAAAUGACUAGUGUUGUAUUUUCCUUUCUUCCUAAGACAGGCAGCACUUCAAGUUUCAUAGGAAGAGGAGGGAAGUGUGUUCAUUCCUCUCUGAAGAAGAGAGAGGAAGCAAGAACAUG
Molecule: messenger RNA, 1016 nt
Organism: Vidua macroura (Pin-tailed whydah)
Lineage: Eukaryota; Metazoa; Chordata; Aves; Passeriformes; Viduidae
Gene: ACER2
Product: alkaline ceramidase 2
Exons: 6
Coding region: 1-828 (275 amino acids)
Biological process (GO): ceramide metabolic process
Cellular component (GO): membrane
Molecular function (GO): hydrolase activity, acting on carbon-nitrogen (but not peptide) bonds, in linear amides
Source: RefSeq, a predicted model, not a curated record